CUGAUGUUCUUUCUACGCCCGCUACCCUCCUCCUCCAACACCCUGAAGACAUACUUCCCUGACGUCAAGUUUAAUCGCUGCGUCACCUCCCAGCUCAUCAAGUUGGUUUCAGUAACUUCCGGGAGUUCUUCUACAUCCAGAUGGAGCGCUUCGCCAGGCAGGCGGUCCGUGAUCGCGUGCCCAGGGAGGGGGGCUCCGGGGCUGGGCAGGGAGGGCCGCGAGGGCCCCGGGCUGGCCAGGGACCCCCAGGUUCGCCUGGGCAGGGACACAGAGCUGUAUCGCAUCCUGAACAUGCACUACAACAAGAGCAACGACUACCAGGUUACACACGUGUUGU
Molecule: messenger RNA, 337 nt
Organism: Osmerus eperlanus (European smelt)
Lineage: Eukaryota; Metazoa; Chordata; Actinopteri; Osmeriformes; Osmeridae
Product: prospero homeobox protein 1-like
Exons: 2
Biological process (GO): regulation of transcription by RNA polymerase II
Cellular component (GO): nucleus
Molecular function (GO): DNA-binding transcription factor activity, RNA polymerase II-specific; RNA polymerase II cis-regulatory region sequence-specific DNA binding
Source: RefSeq, a predicted model, not a curated record